GAAAGUUAUCAGUUGUUUCAUUUCAGAAAUAAAAUAAUAUUACGAAAGAAUGGCCGGAUUAACAGAUCAGCAAUAUUUAGUCCAGAGAGCUAGGGAGGUUAGGGACAAAGAUCCUUAUCAGUCAAAGGCCUGGAUGCAGACUGCUAAUUCUCUUUUUCCCGAUACCUUUUCCAUACAGUUUGAAUCCUAUACUACAGAACGAGAAGCAGGAAAUAUAAAGGAGAGCGCAAGAUGUUUUCAGAAAUUACUCAAGAAAUUCCCCAACGAGGAAACAUUAUGGAGAGAAAUUCAUGUUAUGACAUCAGCACUUAAAACUCAAAAUAAAUUUCAAGGUGGUUCUGGGAAUGAAAGAGAAGAAUUCCUGAUGAAAAUGUACAAAGAGCUCUCGGAGAGUUCACAACAGAGGAUUCUAAUACAGGCAGCGGAAAGAUCGGAGGACACGAUGAAGAAGUGCAACCUCUACCUGAUCCUGAUGAAGAAGUUCCCUGCCCUGAUCCCGACCUACGGGGAGAACCUGAUCAAGUCCUUAAUGCUAGCAGAGAAGGCUCAAGGAGGCACAGAAUCCCCCCUGAACCCCUACAGGAGGGUUCUCAUAGCUGAGGUGCUUCCUUUAGUGCUUGGGAUAGAGAAGGGUGGAGGGGAUAGAAGCGGAGUUCUUCUACCUCCAGCUCUACUACACAGUUUACUUUUCUCCUCGCUAGGUGGGGUUCAAUAAGAAGCGUAAAUUCAA
Messenger RNA from Eurytemora carolleeae, 730 nucleotides. RefSeq names its product integrator complex subunit 10 (gene IntS10). Gene Ontology annotation, cellular component: integrator complex. The record is from RefSeq and is a predicted model, not a curated record. The coding region runs from base 50 to 715 and encodes 221 amino acids. Gene Ontology annotation, biological process: snRNA processing. The transcript is spliced from 7 exons. Lineage: Eukaryota; Metazoa; Arthropoda; Copepoda; Calanoida; Temoridae.